CAUGAAAUUAGAGGCAUAAUAAUUUUAUCUUUCAUUUUGAUUCCAUUUGCUUUUUUGUGCAAGGCUAAUGGAGGAUAAAUUCAAUAUUCAGUUUUCUCUGUUGAGAGUUUAUGGAAACAGACUAGUCCAGUUGUGGAACUCUGAUUUUAUUUCAUCCAUUGAUAAAGUCAAUAUUUUUUUCUUGUUCAAACUGAAUGUAACCACUUGAUUGUAAGAUGAUACUUGCAUUUAGUAAGUUCUUAUUGGGUACCCAAUAUGUAAAAGACACUCCUCCUUGGAUCCUUUUAGGUAGGAUUCCAAUACGAUUUUGUUUCUCAAUAUGCUUAAAAGUUGAUUAUUCAUGAAAUUAAGCAGAAUCAUAUGUACUUUAAAUGAGAAAUCUGUUUAGGUCUCACAAACUAUUUGGGAGGAGCCAUCCUCAAAAUUUGCUCUUAAUUUUAAUUUUAAAGUACGGACUGACUUUUAUUUUAUGCAUGAUGUUUAGCAUGAGUUUUGUCCUUGAUUAUUUUUCUGAUUUUUUAGAAUUAACUUAAGGAGCUUAAGUUCUAAGUGUAUUUUCUGAGCACUGGAUUUCUUUUGUAAAUUUGUAGCCCUUCUUUCCAAUAUGUGGUGUGAUGGAGAAAGGGAACGCUCUCUCUGAAUCUCUGGUUGCAAAUAUCCAGUCUCAUAAUUCUGAUGAUAAUUGAUGUUUCCAUCCUUUUGGUCUUCUGUAACCAGCAACCAUAAUGAACAUUGAUAACAGGAUUUAUGCUGUUGUCAUCUUUCCUCCCGAAAAAGGGUCGACGGAGGAAACUGUCAAUGUGGUCCCACAGUCAUGGCUACAAAAAGAUUGCUGCCUAUGGCCAAAGGUCCGAAACCCAAACAGGCUUAUUGAGGAUUGCCUCCACCCUUCUAAAUCCACUUGUGACUGGCAAAAAUGCGAUGUGAAAGAAAUCUGCCGAGAAAACAUAGAAGGCUACAAAAAAGCUCGAACAGUCGAAUAUAAUGUUAUGGAGGGGAAAGAGGGAAAUCUUAGCGAGUUGAGCGAUUUGCCUCAAAAACGUCCCACUCAUCGAACAGUCGUAUUUUCUCCUUCUGCAUCACCUGCUUCCAAACAGGCAAGACUUGAAAAUGCCAACGAUGCAGAUAAUGAAUCUGAUGACUCUCCCGUUACAAGAUCGAGAAGAGCCUGCAGUUCCGUAAUCAUGAGCCCUUCAUUAUCCAACGAUGGUUCACCGAAUCAAAGCUUACAAUUACCCACUCCACCCACCAAACAGCCGUCACCUGUUAAGAGGCCAAAACCUGUACGGAAAAACCUGUUCUCAGGUAAAACAUCCAAAAUCUCUAAUGGAAGCACGGUUAAAAAUACUUCCAGAAGCACUGUUAAUGAACUUGUUCGCACUAACAGAGAAGACAAUGAUGAACAUACCCACAGUAACAGAGAAGACAAUGAUGACCGCACCCACAGUAACAAAGAAGACAAUGAUGACCGUACCCUUAACAACAGUACUGCAAGCCUUAACAACAGUACUGCAAGCCUUAACAACAAUACUGCAAGCCUUAACAACAGUACUGCAAGCCUUAACAACAGUACUGCAAGCCAUAAGAACAAUACUGAACCACUGGUCCAUCCGAGUUCUUCCAAUGAAGCUUUAGCGCUUGAUUUUCGCAGCAUUCUCUCACCCGCAUCUAACAAUAAGUCGUCUGGGAAAUUCCUUGCUCAGUGGGAAAAAAUGAGUCCCUCUCAAAAAGAAGCAUUUAUCGCUGAAUCAUUGUUUGUGCUCCGCAAGACUCUUCCACUGCUUGUCCAAAAAGGAGCGGGAUCAAAUCCUGAUAGCGCUGCGGUGAAUUCCGAUGCAUUCAAAAAAGACGCUAUGUUAAACUGCUUCCCCAUCAACGAUCAAGCAAAACUAAACGAGGCGGAAGCAAAAUUAAAAAAGAAGGGAUUUAAAGAAAAACUGACUAAUUUACUAUUGUCCAAAAAAUGCGAAGACCUAAAAGAAACGGGCAGGAGGAUGUGCGCCCUAAUUUUUACUGAUGAGUUUGGCAAAAAUUAUUCUUUGCAUGGUCGAAAACAAAAGAAGAAAUUCUUGGAUUUGCCGCUUGUAACUUUGAUCAAAACUGCUCUUGGGAUUGCCUACAGCUCCAAAAAACCGCCACUUACGGAGGAAGAACAGCAUUCUGCAAUAGAUGCCUGGGUGAAAUACUGUGGCGCUAGAAUUUCACAGAAAGAAAAAGCUGUUAGACGUGGUGGCAACCAGCCUGGAGUAUUGCCAUCAUCCGAGGAUGAAGAAGAGGAGGAGCUUCAGGACCAUCAGUCAUAGCUCAUUUACUCAUUAUAGCUUUCUGUGGGCAAAAAAGUUGAAUUUUAAGAUGCAACUCAAAAUCAAGGACAUAAUUCACCGUAGUUCAUGUCACACCUGCUCAUUAACAGAAUGGCCAGUACAAAAUUGCAAGUUACAAAAUACUACUUUUUGCAUUAUCCAAUUUUUAUAUUAUUUUAUACAUUUCUUAUACAUAUCCAAUUAUUAUUUCUGACUUGCAAAUUAACUAUGCAAGGUAAAUGUGUUACUCUCUUUGAUAUUUUUCAUUUAUCUCAUUUUUGUGCCAGAAAUCGUCUUUGAUGACUUCUGAAGGUAUGAGAGUAUGUGUUACUCUCUAUGAUAUUUUUCAUUUAUCUCAUUUUUGUGCCAGAAAUCGUCUCUGAUGACUUCUGAAGGUAUGAGAGUUCAUUGUCCCCAUUUUUUCAUGUUUAUACUUAUAGUUUUUCUAUGUUAACCAGCUUUUGGUUAAUAAAUUUGUUUACAUUAAACUUUUUUAUUUUUCUAAAAUACUCGAACUUUUGCAAUAAAUUGCCAAUUUUUUUCUAUAAA
Messenger RNA from Bemisia tabaci, 2852 nucleotides. The record is from RefSeq and is a predicted model, not a curated record. NCBI's taxonomy places the organism in Eukaryota, Metazoa, Arthropoda, Insecta, Hemiptera, Aleyrodidae.